Oldenlandia corymbosa var. corymbosa is the source of this 1499-nucleotide messenger RNA. Lineage: Eukaryota; Viridiplantae; Streptophyta; Magnoliopsida; Gentianales; Rubiaceae. The record is from the annotation of a GenBank genome assembly.
GAGGUUGAAGGAAGAAUUUGAAUGUGGAGGAAUUUGAAUUGAACCGGGAUGGGAGCUCAGAAGAGCAUUCAUGCUGGCAAUGGUAAUAUACCCACUCACACACUCACGUUCAUCGAUUCUUUUUUCGUUGAUUGAUUACUGUAUCUGUCGAAUUUCUAAAAACCCAUCAUCAAGAUAAUGCAGAGAAUUUAUAUGAAACUGUGUUUCAACGAAUUUUUUCUUUACAUGUUUUGAUUGAAAUUCGUUGUUCUGCUUUCAUCCCUCUUCCAUUUAUCCUGCUGCGUAAUUUUAUUGUGAUGAAACUAUUGAUGUUUGAAUUGUUUGCAGCCAAGAUAGACUUCAAUGUUGAUUUUACGCACAAACUUUGUGCUGCCCUGAUGCUGCAUUCUGCAAGGAAUUCUGGAAGCCCUCUUUCGUUAAUAAUUGGAAGUCUUUGCAUAAAGCACCCAAAUUUAUUCGGGAAGAGUGAAAAGCUAGAUGUUCUGUGGGACAAAGGACUCUAUGAUUCCAAUAUAUUCAUAGCUUACAGGAAGCCUAAACCUGAAUGGCUUCCUCAACAAUCAUUUGUUGUACAGCACUCAGUUUCUCCUGAAAUUGGGGUUCAUGGUGUUCCUGUGGACAAUUUUUCGCGUUCAGGGAGUGGAGGAGUGAAUCUAUGUCGCCUUUCUGCUGGUUUAGAUUUGAGCGAGCCUGCAAGUUCCAAUUGGAGCAGCAAAACAAGUAUAAAGUUUGAGCAUGUUCGUCCAAUGAAUGAUGAAGGCUACAGUAUUAGUAGAGAUCCACAUGGGUUUCCCGUGACUUGCAGUGGCGGCUAUCAUGACAGUAUGGUGGUAAUAAAGCAGGAAUCACGAUUUGCAAAAGCCAAUGAACGAAGUUUCACAAGGUUUACUCUGCAAAUAGAGCAAGGCAUUCCUCUUCUUUCCAAGUGGCUGAUCUUCAACAGGUUCAAGUUCAAUGCGUCUAAGGGAGUCAGACUUGGGCCAGCGUUUCUGUUAACUAGCCUUACUGGCGGAUCUAUCGUGGGUGACAUUGCUCCCUAUCAAGCUUUUGCUAUUGGAGGACUUGGUAGUGUGCGUGGAUAUGGUGAAGGUGCUGUGGGGACUGGCAGGUCAUGUUUGGUGGCCAACAACGAACUCACUUUGCCUUUGAACCAGAUGCUUGAAGGUGCUGUAUUCCUUGACUGUGGAUCUGAUUUGGGUUCUGGUCGCCAUGUGCCUGGAAAUCCCUCUCUGAGGCAUGGUAAGCCUGGAAGUGGAAUGGGGCUUGGAUAUGGUCUUCGGUUCAAGUCGCCUGUCGGACACUUACAGGUUGAUUAUGCUGUCAAUGCACUGCAACAGAGAACUGCAAAUCUGGUUAAAGAUUAUGAUUGGACUUUGUCCAGAGAAAAUCUGCAGUAUACCCUCAUUGAAAUGAGAAGCCCCACUGUCGAUAUCGAGACAGGAACGAGAGCUUUCAGCUGGAAGAUUGUGGAAGUUGCAUAUGCGGGAACAGCAAUUUAG